This is a messenger RNA of Gryllus bimaculatus (two-spotted cricket), 4928 nucleotides long. NCBI's taxonomy places the organism in Eukaryota, Metazoa, Arthropoda, Insecta, Orthoptera, Gryllidae. The record is from the annotation of a GenBank genome assembly.
UUUAUUGCAACUUUUCUCACGAAUUCAAAGGUUUUUUUUCGUAUCCCGAGUAUUGGGGACAAUGGUGCAAAAGGAAUCAGCUCUGCCAACAUUUUAAAAAUCGACGAAGAAUUUGACAGUUCUCCCAAGAUGGCGAUGUAUUUGUUUAUUUUAUAGUACUUUUGUGAAAGUUUUGUUAAUUUUAUAUAGGACUUUACCAUCAACAACAAACCUCAGUUUUAGUGCUCUCUAUUCAUUAUGUAUCUAGAUGAGUAAAUGUCAUUGUCAAAUAAUGCCUCAAAUUCUGAUAGUAGCUCUUAUUUUGAAAUUGUGGGAAAGAGGUUAUAUUCAUUAAAGACAUAUUAUUUGUAAUUUAGUGACAACUCAGUGGAAUACAAAUAUUCAACAUGCGUUUUAAUGAUAAAGAACUUGCCGAAAUUGGAGUAGGUGCUGUUGAACUUGAAGGUAGAUUGAAUCAUCGUCGACCAACAAGCGGAAAUUUCACCCAGUCAGGAUUUAAAGAACGAUGGUUCAAACUGAAGUCUAAUCUCUUAUUUUAUUUUCGCAUAAAUGAACUAGGUAAAAUAGAUUAUAAACAGCCUGCUGGAGUAUUUGUUCUUGAAAAUUCUAAUGUCCAAUAUGAAAUGGGAAUAGGUAUACCAUUUGCAUUUUCUGUCACAUUUCGAGAUGAACCUGAUAAGAAACAUGUGUUUUCGGGACGUUCAGAGUCUCACAUUCAACAAUGGGUUAAUGCAAUGAGACAAGCAACGUAUGAGUAUUGGCGGUCACAACUUAUUAUUCUACAAACUAAAAUUAAUGCACGCACCGGGAAGGAUCCUCUUCUACUCCUUCCACAUAAUGCUGGAACUGUACGAGACAUAGAUACUCCUCCAACUAAACCAAGAACAGUUGGUCCCAGAUCAUCCAGUUUCCAGAGUCACGUACAGAAAAUCGGAUCUAAUAGCAAAGGCACACGAGAAGUUAAGAGUUCCUGGACUACAUUUGAUGAUGACGAUGAUGGGGAUGAAGCUGUGGCUGAAACAAGUUUCAGCCAAGUAAAAGAAACGAAUCUUAUUGAUCUCUAAAGAAACUGGGUGAAAGCACCAAUUUCUGCAAUGAAACUCUAAUAACUAUUAUUAGAGUUCACAAACUCUUGUCAGUGUAAUUAUAUUAUUCAUAUUUUAUUUGUAAUGAGAAUUUUAAACUAGGGUGUGAAGUUAUUCACAUCUUAUUUAUCAAUUUGGAAGCAAUGAUUGAUACAUAAAUACAGACACUUACAGAAAUUUGAGAAUUAUUUAAAACAAAUUUUAUAUCAUCACUUUACAAAGGGGUAAGACUUCUUUAAAGAAAGGAAACUAUUUUGUAAUCAAAGAUGUCUAUGAGAAUUAUUUAAUAUUUCUGUUUACGACAUUUUCUUUAUUUAUUAACUAUAUAUUAAGUUAUUUUUAGAAUUCAAAUUAUUCUAUUAUCAUUUAGAUGUAAUUAUAUAUUUAAGAUUUAUGUGCUCAAUGAAAAAAAAAUCUUAGGAAGAAAAAGCAAGGUAUAAAUAACACCAAUUCCAGAAAUGUUUAAAAAUUGUGAUAGAAAAUACUCUUAUGUUUUAGUUUCAAAGCAUUAUGUGGAUUGUUCAUGAAGUAAAUGCACAGAUUUUAAGAAGCUGUUCAUGAUUAAAUUAAUAUAUAUUCAUGUGUACUUAUGACAUUCAAUUUUGAUAAAGUAUGAAUGAAAUGAAACCAUGGCAUGUCAUAUCCGAAUAAAAGUGUAUGGUUGAAUAAGGGUUUGCUACCAAAGAGGUUCACAGUCUGAUUCUUAAAAAUAAUGUACUCAUCAGAAAGUGUAAUUUACAAAAUAAGACAAUACAAAAUAUUCCUUUUGCAAAUGAAGUUAGUGCAAAAAGCCAUUUCAACUGGCAAAUUGAUUAAGUUAGUGUAUUGUUGUAGUUCUACCUUGGUUUACUUUAAUGUUCAAGGGGGGGAAAUGUGUUAAGAAAAAAAAAUUUACGUCAAAGAAACAAAAAUUUAUGUUCCAUGAUAUUUUUCUGUGAUUUGAAUGUUAGGAAAUUUUGUCAUGGGUUUAAAUGCUUUAAAACGGAUAUUAUUCAAAUUAGAAUUGGAAAACAUUAAUAGAAAAUAAAGUAAUAUGUAUUGCUAGGAAUCCAUAAUAAUAUUUAUAAUAGAAUUAGCAAGUAAGGAGUGAAAUGUAAAAGUGCGUGGAACGAAUAAUGUAUGUUACAGCAAAUAUAAGAAUUUAUAUGAAUGUGAGGUGGGUGUAAAACAAAAAAUUGAGACUAAUCACGGGGCAAAACUUAAAAGUAUUGUACAAACAAAAUGCAUUAAUAGUUCUAGUUUUAGAAUAUGUACAAAUAAAUGUAGACGUUUCAGUUAUUCAAUUACAGUUUCAAUUUAAGUAUUGUAAAGAGAAUCAUGACUUGUCACUGAAAACCUAUUUAUUUAAGAGCUGAGUUCAGCAGUACAAAUAAUGACAGUUGUUGACAACUGCAGUUCACUGAAUGUGUAAAUUUUAGUAAGAAAAUUCAUUCAGACAAGUGUAAGUAAUAUGAAGUGUAGAAGAAAGAGGUAAACAACCUACAAACAGCAUUUACAGGGAUAUUUCAAUUGUCUGAUUCAUUUUCUCUCUCAAUGUUGGCAUUUACUUUUUCACUCAUAAACAUGUGUUAAUGAGUAGAACAGUGAAAAUGAAAGAUUUUCAUUUUAUGGAAUAUUCAGUUUCUGAAUGUUGAAAGAAACAAGUAUAGUAUUUUUAUUUUACUCCAUAUGAAGUAACAUCAAACACUGUCAUCGUCAAUUGAAUAAGUUAUUUUAGUCAUUUCAAAUUCUGAAAUUCUUUCCUUUCAUCAAUCAUUAUUUUAUUCAACCUUCACAGAACGUCCAUUACCAGUGGGUAAUUUGACCAAUUAGAUUAGUAACUCACUUAACAGUAGGCCACCACUAUUAGCCUUCUUGUACAAUACAAUCUCUCACACAUCAUAAAUUAUUUUUGCUGCUGACUUAUGUUACUUAUUUGAACAAAUUCUCCAUAUUUCGAAUGUCAUUUUUCUGUUAACAAAAUUGAUUGUUGUAUAUAAUAAGGUACUAGGUUUGCAAAGUGGAGACAGAGUUAAAAAGUGAUUCAGUGAAUAUGGUUGGAAUAGCUUGUGUCAAUUUUUCAGGGUGUUUCUCUCUUCCCUCUUAUUCCUUAAUUAAAAACAAAAGGUAAUGACCUUCAUUGGAUUCACGGCUAUCACAAACAUAUCGAACAAUUUUUAAUUUAUUAUUUCCAUUUCCAGAUUUAUUUUUGUUGAGGUCUUUGAACCACAAUGUCACCUCAUCAGUAUUACUAGCACCCAAAAAAUUCAGCAGUUCCUUUUAUAUUUUGUUCUGUACUUAAGUUUCAAGAUAGUUGCUUUGUAUCAGGUAUACUGUGUUCAGGUUCAGUUCUGCCUCAGUUUUUUUUUUAUUUAUUUUGUUGUUGUUUUUUGUAGGUAGUCUUUUGAUGUGUAGUUUUGGCAUUAAUAUUGUUAGUGGAAAUAAUACUGAAAACUUUGAGACUAAAUUUGACAAUAUGUCUCUUAAGCAAAGAUUAAAAAACAAUGCCAUUGAGCAUUACAUUUGUAAAUUAGACGCAACCCACAACUAUUUUGUAACUUCGAUUAAAGUGUGGCAAACCAUCCUUCAAUUAAUAUAUUUUGUUAAAGAUUUAUAAUUAAUAUUAGACUUAAAACUGUGUAGUGCCUAAGCAGAAUAUGAUUGAUGAUGUGAUUGAAUGUGAUAUAAUGUGAUGUGACAAAAUAAAUAUAGAAAGAAUAGCACCAUUAAAUUAUCCAAGCUGGCAAGUAGCAAUGUAGAAUAGCCAUUUUAUUGGCCAAAUACCAGUGAACCUUACUAAUUCAAUACUGAACAUUAGAAAAUACUUUUCAAUUUAUACAGAUUUAGAAUGACUGCUCUUUUAUCAUCUAGUUCACCAAAAAGUAUGAGCAUGUUAUGGACAGCUCUUAGCUACUUCAAAAAUAAAUAAUUAGAAAUAUUGUUUAAACAUUUUUGUAUGCGAUUAGAAAUAAAAUUUUUGAGUUUCUUGUGAUUUGAAUGAUGAAUGAUAGAAAGUUGAAUUGUACACUUGUUGAAGUUCAAUUCUAAUCUAGUUGUUUAUUCUCUUAGUAUCUGUGGAGUGUUAAAAUAAUAAUUGCUUGAUAUCACGAAUCUUGAGUUAUGUAGAACUUAAAAUUUCAAAUUUAUUGAGGUGCAACUUUAUCUCAGAAAAUCUCUAAAUUUAUCGCAAAACUUUUUCCGUUUUCUAGAUUUUUCAUAAAUAAAAUUAUCACCAUUUUGAAUUGUGGCAGGAUGAAUUACUGAGGUUCAGCUGUACCGAGAAAUGUGUGCCUUUACUUUCCAAACCAAGGUUUUCAUUUAAAAAUCAAUGCCAAAUUAACAAUUUGUGUUGGUUACUAUUAAAAUAAUUGUCUGACAAUUUUUAAUAGAAAUAUUUUAAUGUGUAUGCCCAGGAUUUUAAUUAUUAGAUGAUAAUCGAUAUAAAUCACAUUACUUGCCAAAAUCAGUGUUGAAGCAAACAAGAAACAAUGAAAUGAAUCAAUUUAUUUUUAGAAUUCAUGAUGUCUGCUAUAUUAAAGUUUGAUAUUUAAUUAUGAAUUCAAAUGUGAAGUGCACAGUUGUGAUAAAAAAUAAAAUAUGGAAAAGAAAAUUAUUUACUGUAUCCAAAAUUCUGAAGUAGUUUUUAGAAUUUUUUGUUAUAAAGAAUCACUGUAUCUAUCAUUUGGUCUAUUGUAUUGUCAAUAUAUCUGCUCCCAACACUGCCUAUAUAUAAUAGUUCCUGAUCUGUUAUAGAACAUGAUGUUUUAAAUAUUUUCAUAGUGACUGAAAAAAGUUUAUAAAAUCAGCAUGCUAGUCUGUAUGUUGUGCAUAUUAUAAUGUAAUAAAAAUUUUCUUCAGUCAUAA